GAUGUGGAUGAAUGUGCCCUGGGGCUUGAUGACUGCCAUCCAGAUGCUAUAUGUCAAAAUACCCCGAAGCUGUACAAGUGCAUGUGCAAAGUGGGUUACACUGGCGAAGGGAAGAAAUGUGAAGACAUUGAUGAAUGUGAUAACGACUUCAAUGGAGGCUGUGUCCACGAGUGUUUCAACAUUCCGGGAAAUUACCGCUGCACUUGCUACGACGGCUUUAUGUUGGCUCACGACGGCCACAACUGCUUGGAUACAGAUGAAUGCACGUUCAACAAUGGUGGUUGCCAGCACAUUUGUGUCAACACUGUGGGGAGCUAUGAAUGUCGCUGUAAGGAAGGAUUCUUUCUAAGUGACAACCAGCACACAUGCAUCCACCGCUCAGAAGAAGGCAUGAGCUGCAUGAAUAAAGAUCAUGGCUGUGCCCACAUCUGCAGAGAAACACCCAAAGGAGGGGUUGCCUGUGAAUGCCGACCAGGAUUUGAGCUGUCCAAGAACCAGAGGAGCUGCAUUUUAACAUGUAAUCAUGGAAAUGGUGGCUGUCAACAUACAUGUGAUGAUGCUGAUAAUGGACCUAUUUGUGGGUGUCACCCCAAGUACAUCAUGCAUAUGGAUGGGAAAACCUGUCUGGAGAGGGAAGAGGCUGCUGUUGAAAUUCCUGAGGGAAACACUACAGCAGGAGCUGAUGUGGACAAGAGGGUGAAGCGACGGUUGCUCAUGGAAACAUGUGCAGUUAAUAAUGGUGGCUGUGAUCGUACGUGUAAGGAUACAUCUACUGGAGUUCACUGCAGCUGUCCUGUUGGAUUCACACUCCAGUUUGAUGGGAAGACAUGUAAAGAUAUUGACGAAUGUCAAUCUAAUAAUGGAGGCUGCGAUCAUUUCUGUAAAAACACUGUUGGCAGUUUUGAUUGCAGCUGCAGAAAAGGAUUUAAAUUAUUAACAGAUGAGAAGUCUUGUCAAGACAUUGAUGAAUGCUCUUUUGAACGGACAUGUGAUCACACGUGCAUCAAUCAUCCAGGCACUUUUGAGUGUACUUGUAACAAAGGAUACGCUCUCUAUGGCUUCACACACUGUGGAGACAUUAAUGAAUGUAGCAUCAACAAUGGUGGUUGCCAACAGCUGUGUGUGAACACACUGGGAGACUAUGAAUGCCUGUGUCACUCUAACUACAAAUUACACUGGAAUAAAAAGGAUUGUGUUGAAAUAAAGGGGCCUUUGCCUGCUAAUGUGUCACCCAAGGUAUUGCUGCAGUGUAUUAAGAGUGGUGGGAGUGAUAGAUGCCUCUUAAGCUGCCCUUCGGAUGUUCAGGUAGUUUCUGGAACACAAGAUGCUUACACCCUCACCUGUGGCAGCUCAUCUCAACUUAAGAAAAAUCAGCAAAAUACAAAUGCAUCUACUUGGCUGGAUAUUUCAGCCAUCAAGAUAAGCGUAACCUUUAAAUUAAAUGAAGGAAAAUGUAGUUUGAAAAAGACUGAGAUGUUUCAAGAAGGUCUGGAACAGAUGAUACCAGAGAGACAUAAUUCACUAAUGGAGAGCUUCCACUAUGUAAACCUAACAUGCAGCUCCGGCAAGAAAGUUCAUGGAGCCGUCAGUAGACUGCCAGCAACUAGAGAGAUUUUUAUCACUGUGGACUUUGAGCUUGAAACAAACCAAAAGGAGGUGACAGAUACAUGUGAUGUACGCUGUGCACGAAAAAAGACUGAAAAGAGAUUUCGUAAAACCAUUCGAACUUUACGGAAGACAGUCAACAGGGACCAAUUCCGUGUUCGUGUCUCUGGCAUGGACCACGAAGUGGCCAGAAAAUCUCUCAAGCUGUCAGAGCCACAGCAGUCAUGUGGUGUAGGACAGAUGCAUGUGGGCAACAGAUGUGUUAGCUGCAGUGUGGGAUCAUACUAUGAUGGGGAACGAGAAAGCUGUGUUUUAUGCCCUAAUGGAACUUACCAGGAUGAGGAAGGACAAAUAACUUGUGACUCUUGCCCCAGUCCUCAGAAUCCUGGAAACCAAAAAUUAGCUGGAGCUCACAGUGUGUCUCAAUGUGGAGAUCAGUGCUCACCAGGUGAAUAUUCCCCUGAUGGCUUUAAACCCUGUCUGCCAUGUCCCCUUGGAACAUUCCAGCCUGAAGCUGGUCGAGUAUCCUGCUUUCCCUGUGGAGGAGGACUAAUGACAAAACACACCAGUGCAUCCUUGUUUCAGGACUGCGAGACCAGAGUUCAGUGUUCACCUGGCCAUUUUUAUAAUACUACAACUCAUCGGUGUAUUCGCUGUAUAGUUGGGACGUACCAACCUGAAUUUGGACAAAAUUUCUGCAUUUCGUGCCCUGGAAACACCACUACAGAUUUUGAUGGGUCCACAAAUAUAACACAGUGCAAAAAUAGGCAGUGUGGAGGUGAACUGGGAGAUUACACUGGAUAUAUUGAAUCACCAAACUAUCCUGGGGACUAUCCUGCAAACGCUGAAUGUACCUGGAACAUUAACCCACCCCCAAAACGCCGUAUUCUAAUUGUGGUUCCUGAGAUAUUUCUACCAAUAGAAGAUGAGUGUGGAGACUACUUGGUGAUGCGAAAAAGCUCUUCCUCCAAUUCAGUGACCACCUACGAAACCUGUCAAACCUACGAACGCCCUAUAGCUUUCACUUCUAGGUCUAAGAAGCUGUGGAUCCAGUUCAAGUCAAACGAAGGGAACAGUGCCAAAGGAUUCCAGGUUCCUUACGUAACGUAUGAUGAGGAUUACCAAGAACUAAUAGAAGACAUCGUUCGGGAUGGUAGACUUUAUGCAUCUGAAAAUCAUCAAGAAAUACUCAAGGAUAAGAAGUUGAUAAAAGCAUUGUUUGAUGUGUUGGCGCAUCCACAAAACUACUUCAAGUACACAGCCCAAGAGUCAAGAGAGAUGUUUCCAAGAUCCUUCAUUCGGCUGCUGCGCUCCAAAGUUUCCAGAUUUUUGAGGCCUUACAAAUAGCUGGCACUGUACUUAAAAUACUAACAAGUCAUUGGUAUGCACAGAGGGGUUGUGGUAGGUGGGCCUACUUUCUGUGCUUUACACACUGGCAGAGAGAACUCUGAGGAAGCUUGCCAGCUGUGUUCUUGGCAGAGUUUGGCUUUCUUAGCUAAUAUAAAUAUUUUGGUGAACAGAAUUUUGAUUCCUCUCCAGAUAAUACCUUUUGGGUACCAAGGAUACUUCAUGGGUCUGUGAAUUAGAGACUAGCCAUAUUUUCUGUAACUGAAUGGUGCCAAGCAGAAGUUUGUAGAGCUCUACCCUGUUGUUUCAUCGGUAACUCUAAAAGUUAAUGAGGACAGACAGGCUAAGUGGUGUGGUUUUGGUUGAACUCUAGGCUGCCGUUAAUGCAUAUUACCUCAACAAAGCUGGGAUCAUGUUCAGUCUCACUGGAAGUGGGAACAAAUUUGAUGUCUCUCUUAACCUUUGUUACAGAGGAAAUUCAUAACUAAGAUUGAAAUGGUUUUAACCCAAGCCAGUGAAUCUGAGAAUUGCACAUGUAUUUUUUUCUUUGAAUGAUGUGUUGUAUGAGGCAUAUGGAUGAAUAAGCAAAGGGUUGAAUAUUGGGUUGAAUGCUCUGCAUCUGUAUCCCGUUGUGUUCAUGCUAAUGACACCUACUGCUUUAAAUGGAAUGAUAGCAGGGCACCACAGAAAUGGAAAGCAGACCCUGACGCUCUGGAUGCUUCUAUUAUGGGCUGACUGCAAAUGCUUCAACAGAACAGAUUCUCAGCUAAAUCCCAGUGCUCUCUGUGUGCAUAGCCCUGGGACAGCAUGACACAUUGGCUUUUCCAAGUAGUACAAAAUUCUGUCCCGAGCACUUGCAAGUUGAACAUGCAUGCACCAUUUUAAAUGCAGGCUUUGGAUAGAUUAUGUUCUUGUACAUCAUGGUUUAAAACUGUAUAAGGUCCUUAUAUGAGCCCCAAUCCUCCUGUCCCUUAUCUUGUUUGAGCACCUUGCAGUGACCAUGUUAGGCAGAGAAGGGCUGCUUUCCCUUUCUUGUUGGAGAGAAGUGGAUGUGCAAAGAUAUUCCUCAAUCAGACCAUAGCCAUAGAAGCCAUCUACAGCAAAAUGCCAUCUUAAGAUUUCCAAACUCUGGGUUCUUUUCCUCCGGUUGUGUUUCUCAUUUGAGGCAAGGGUAUUCUGAAAGGGAGAACUAUGUCAGUCAGAAUGUUUUUUGUUUUCUUAGUUCUUUUCUGUCCACAUUUUUGUUACAUCACUGUUCUCUGGCAAUGCAAACCAUUUCCUCAGCAUAAGAUGUCUUCUGGGCAUUCUGUCUUGAAGGGAGAUAGCCCCAGUCCCACUCCUUUGGAGGUGGACCUGUAUGUUCCUGGGUUGGUCCCUGGCAGUGCUCUGAGGGGCCCAGUGGCCGCUGAUCUUCUGUGUGUCCCCUCAGGAAAGGUACUGAAAUGUUGCAGUGUAGCCAGGAUGAAUGCUCCCUCUUUUAGAUGUGGGCUUGUAUCUGCCUGCGUUUCAUUACAUUGGUAUGUGGUAUUUAACUGUUGUAUGUGAAUAAUACCAUAUCCACAGUGUGACAGAUGAAACUCCCAUGCAGAACCUGGGUUUGAAUCUUUUGCCUGCAUUGAUAGUGGUAAAUGAGCAUUACCAAAUACAUCCUUUCUGAACUGUUGUGCUGUGAGAGCCCCGUUCUGUGGCACAUGAGACUGCAGCCUGUCACGUGGUAAGGACACAUCUUGAUCAUGGUGUGAUGGAAAGGGGCAGUGGCCUUAUGCCACUGACCCUGUGGUGCUCUUAGUACUGCCUGGAGGGACUUAGCAUGGUGUCAUGGAAGGAAAAUGGAAAUUGCUGCAAAGAGGGAGAGCUGUGUCCUUGCUGGCUCUACUGGGGCUCCUGCCGUGGCUCAGGUGUUGCCUGUGUGUGCCUUUUCCAUGAAUGGGACUGCCAGACCUGCCAAAGGGAGAGCAAAAGAGGUUGGGAGAUGAGUAGGGAGGCAGGGGGUAGAUCAGCAGAAGGGAGGAAAGGAACGCAGCUCUGUGUGCU
Oxyura jamaicensis (ruddy duck) is the source of this 4986-nucleotide messenger RNA. It is a transcript of the gene SCUBE2, whose product is annotated as signal peptide, CUB domain and EGF like domain containing 2. Gene Ontology annotation, biological process: signal transduction. The record is from RefSeq and is a predicted model, not a curated record. Gene Ontology annotation, molecular function: calcium ion binding. The transcript is spliced from 22 exons. The coding region runs from base 82 to 2952 and encodes 956 amino acids. Lineage: Eukaryota; Metazoa; Chordata; Aves; Anseriformes; Anatidae. Gene Ontology annotation, cellular component: cell surface.